This is a messenger RNA of Racocetra persica, 3075 nucleotides long. Lineage: Eukaryota; Fungi; Glomeromycota; Glomeromycetes; Diversisporales; Gigasporaceae. The record is from the annotation of a GenBank genome assembly.
AUGUCAUCGAUAAAAAAUCAAUUUGAAACCAAUCAUAAUGUUUACCUUCAAGAUACGUGGUUACAACCACGUCUUCUUUACCCUGAAAACACAAAUCUCGACAAUAAACGACUUUAUCAAGCAAUUUACAAUGACUUCUUGGAUUCUGACUUAAAUAAAUCCAUGAAGCCACGUCUUCCUCCACUAAUUGAAGAUAUGCACCAAAUUACUAUUGGUGAACAUCAGCCAAUUAUUCUUCAAAUAGCUGACAUAUUUGAAGUUGGUGUUUCUGCACAAUCACUUCUUGAUGUAGUAAAUAGCUACCUGUCAGGUUCUGUGAAACAGGGCCAUAAAUAUAAUGAUAUAAGUGAUAAGCAAUAUGAGACAAUUCAAUUUCCACGGGGUAUGCUUAAGUUUCAAUUAACUGAUGGUUAUCAAUCGGUUGAUGCUAUAGAAUACAAACCUCUUUCAAAUUUGAAUUUACUUACUCCAAUUGGGAUAAAGAUAUCAGUCAGUAAAGCUUUAGUUCUACGAGGUGUCUUACUUCUUGGUCCUGAAAAUAUAACUAUUCUCGGAGGGUUUGCUGAUGAGCAUAGGUCGAUAAAUGCAAUUCAAGUCCGUUUACUGAAGCAAUUAGAUUUGCCUAUCCCAGAUUGUUCUCAAGAAAUUCAACCCAACCAAGAGCCUAAGUCAACAAGUGAAGAUCAACAAACACAAUCAAAUACUAAUUCCACCGAUCUAGCUCCUAAUUUCUUAUACGAUGAUGAUCUUUAUGUGCAAUCAGAUCUGCCUAUCCCAGAUUGUUCUCAAGAAAUUCAACCAAACCAAGAGCCUAAAUCAACAAGUGAAGAUCAAAAAACACAGUCAAAUAUUAAUUCUACCGAUCUAGCUUCUGAUUCCUUCUUCAAUUGCGAUAAUGAUGAUGAUCUUUGUGUCCAAUUAGAUUUUCCUAUCCCAGAUUGUUCUCAAGAAAUUCAACCAAACCAAGAGCUUAACUCAACAAGUAAAGAUCAAAAAACACAAUCAAAUGUUAAUUCUACCAACCUAGCUUCUGAUUGCUUCAUCAAUUGCGAUUAUGAUGAUGAUCUUUAUAUAAUGGACAUUUCGCCUACUGAGAAAGCAUGUUUAUCAAUGCUAUCGCAAGAUACAGAUGAGCUACCUUCUGAAGAUGAAGCUAUUGCGACCUUCAAAUUUAUUAAUGGGCUAGAAGGAUUGCUUACUCAGUUGGUUUCUAAUGACACCGAUACAGCGCGGAUAAGAACGGCCACCUCUGCUUUAAAUAAUGAUUAUAAUUCAGUUUCUUGUGUGCCAGCUUUUGUUCACAUAUUAUCGAGUUCUCCAAGUUGGCAGGUACGGCAGCUUGCAGCUAUCGAAUUAAGGAAGCGCGGUCCUAAAUGGUGGUCAAAAAUUGAUGUAAAUUCACAAUCAGCGAUCAAAUCACGUUUGCUUGAGAUUAUCUUACAAGAACCGGAAAAUAUUGUACGUCAUGCUACUGCACGUGUUAUAUCAUCCAUCGGUAAAAUCGAAAUACCAGCUGGCAAUUGGAAUGAUUUGCUUCAAUUCUUAUACCAAUGUUGUAAAAGUCAAAAUGCUGGUCAACGUGAGGUCGGGAUAUUCGUUCUUUUUACUUUGCUGGAAGUCAUGGAAGAUGUGUUUGCGGAUAAUCUUCUUCAAUUAUUACAAUUAUUUGGCGAUGCUCUCAACGACCCUGAAAGUCAAUCUGUUCGUGUAACCACUAUGCAAGCUUUAGGAAGAAUCGCAGAAUUUAUAGAGCCAGAUAAAAAAGAAGAGAUUCAAAUUUUUCGAGAUUUAAUACCCCCUAUGGUUAACAUUCUUGUACAAUGUUUAAAAGACGGUGAUAGUGACUCUACAAUUAAAGGUUUUGAGCUAUUUGAAACACUGCUCAUGAUGGAUGCUCCUCUUUUGUCAAAUCAUUUACCACAACUUAUUGAAUUUGCCUUGACUGUGGCACGCAAUAUUGAAUACGAUGAACCCGUUCGUAUAAUAGCUUUACAAUUUUUAAUAUGGGUUGCUACAUAUAAAAAAGCUAAAAUUCAAAGACUUAAGCUCAUCGGUCCCAUUAUCCAAGAAUUAAUGCCAAUUGGUACUGAAAAUGACCCUGAAGAUAUAGACGAAGAGUCACCGUCUAGAAUGUCUUUUAGAGUAAUAAAUUCUUUGGCGACGAAAUUGCCACCCCAACAAGUUUUUCCUGUUGCUAUGGAUUACAUUACCGCAUACGUUCAAAAUUCUAAUCCAAAAUUCAGGAAAGCUGGAAUGAUGGCUUUUGCAGUUCUUAUUGAAGGAUGUGCAGAUUAUAUACGCCCAAAAUUCAAUGACUUAUUACCCAUUGUUUACAAUGGUUUACGCGAUCCUGAAAUUAUUGUUCGUAGAGGUGCUUGCUUAGCGCUAAGCUGUUUAGCAGAGGAACUAGAUCAAGAGAUUGCUGCAAAUCAUGCAACUUUGUUACCAUUGAUCUUUGAACUUACGAACGACACAAGCACUGAGAUUGUAAAACAAGCUUGCAAUGCGCUUGAUCUUAUUUUAGAAGGAUUAGGUGAUGAAAUUCUUCAAUAUUUACCUGCAGUGAUGGAGAGGCUUCUUAUUUUAAUGGAUAAUGGCCCAAAUGGAAUAAAAGAUGCCGUUAUUGCGGCCAUUGGAAGUGCUGCUCAUGCAGCUGGCGAAGAAUUUAAGCCAUAUUUCCAACAAGUGAUCAGUCGACUACAGAUAUUAAUGUCACUAAGUCAAACAGAAGAAGACAUUGUUUUACGUGGAGUAGCUACGGACACUGUGGGCGCAAUUGCUGAGGCAGUGGGAAAGGAAGUGAUACAACCGUAUGUUGAUGAUAUUAUGCGUCUAGCUAUUGAAGGUCUGCAUAAGGACUCGGCACGUCUUCGCGAGUGUAGUUAUUGUUUAUUUGCGGUCUUAUCUCGAGUAUUUAAAGAAGAAUUCGCAUCAUAUUUAAGCACGAUUAUGCCACAAUUAAUAAAAAGUUGUCAAAUGGAAGAACAUACUAUACUUAGUGUAGAAGAGGAGGAGGAUCUAUGUGACUUGGAUAUUGAUGAUGAGGAGGAUACCGAAAUUACUAUCGGUUCUGCA